AUGGGUUACUUUGGCCUUGUGCUUCUGAUGCUGUGGACUGUUGGAACUGAGGCACAGUAUAAUCCUAAUCAUGCACACCACCAAUGUUCCAGGCUGAGCCCCUUACCGUGCUGUCCCCACGGGUUUCCUCUACCCCGGGUCCGCUGUCCUAUGGCUCGUUGUCCCAUGGGUUUCUCCUGCCACACCCACGUGUUAAACAGAUGGGGUGUCUGCUGUCGGACUACACUCGUCAUUAACCAGAUGCAGACUCGGAAUACAGGUAAACGGAUUAGACAGGUGCCAAGUACAAUGUUGAGCGUUGCCCGCCCAAUGCCCCGAAACGUGCAGACGUGUACAGCACAGAGUAAUCGCCCCUGCUGUCAGUUCGGUCAACCGUUGCCAAGGAUCGACUGCCAGACACAGCGUUGUCCGAAUGGCUACACUUGCUUUACACACGCGGCUGGCCAAUGGGCAGUCUGUUGUGCAAUGUCCCAGCAACAAACCUCAAGGACAGUUGUAAUGGUUGCCGGACCACUUGGUAUUGGUCAAUCCGGUCCCGGGGCCCGUCCCGGUCAAGCGCCAGUCGCCCCGUCCAUCCCACAGGAGCCACAAAUUAUUGAAAUAACGACAUGUUCUAACGACAGUCCGACCCCAUGUUGCCCCUCUGCCACGCCCAUUCCGGGGUCUGAUUGUCGGUUUGGGUCAUGUCCAGCUGGAUCCACGUGUAACGUACACGUAACGGACGCAUGGGCAGUCUGCUGUCCAGCCCCUGGACAGCCUAGACCAGCUUGUAGUCGGAGGAGCAACGUCGCGUGUUGUGAGGCGGGACAGCCCCUCGCUGGAAUCCAGUGUCGUGUGCAGGCCUGUCCCCCCGGGUACACAUGUAACUCUCAUAUCAACAACCGCUGGGCCGUGUGCUGUCAGGACACUAACACCGCUGCUACGACACAGACUUGCAGUGUGAAUAAUGCCAACGCUUGCUGUCCCCGAGGGGAGAUGGUUCCCGGGACCCAGUGUCGGACACGCCCAUGUCUCAAUAACCAGUACUGUCACUCCAACCCCCAAGGCCUUUGGGCUGUCUGUUGUCAGGACACAAACGGCUCCCCAAUAGGAGUACAACCACCAGCUCUGGUCCCUGUCCCAUCGUGCACCGUCAACAGCCCAACUCCUUGUUGUAGUCGGGGUGAGCCCCUCAACAGAGCUCAAUGUCAGACGAGAGGUUGUCCUGUGGGGUACACGUGUACUGAAAGCACGGUGGCCGGAUGGACAGCCUGUUGUCCAACCGAGCAGACACCGGCCCCAGUUCCUGUGACAACGACCAACACGUGUUCCAGACAGAGCCCUCGCCCUUGUUGUAGAAGGGGUAAUCCGCUUCAGCAGUGCCAGUUUAAGAAAUGUCCAUCCGGGUUCGAGUGCCACACCCACAUCACAAAUGCAUGGUCAGUUUGCUGUGCCGAAAUCGUAAAUGCAGUUCCUCAGGUCGCUGUCAGGCCAGCGUCACCUGGCCAAUGCAGUCCUCAGAGUGUUCAGCCAUGCUGUGCAAUAGGACGCCCAGUACCGGGCAUAGACUGUCGCACACAGAGCUGUCCAUUUGGCUACACAUGUUCUACAAACCCAAUGGGACUGUGGGCUGUCUGUUGUACUCAGCUCACGUCGUAA
Molecule: messenger RNA, 1638 nt
Organism: Ylistrum balloti
Lineage: Eukaryota; Metazoa; Mollusca; Bivalvia; Pectinida; Pectinidae
Product: progranulin-like
Exons: 9
Coding region: 1-1638 (545 amino acids)
Source: RefSeq, a predicted model, not a curated record